AUGCUUAUUCGUUUUUGUUUUUUAUUACUUUUAUAUGACUUAUUAUCAGACAAAAUUGAUGGUCUAAUAUCAGCACAAUCAUGUGCUGAUAUUAUACGUCCAAGUCAAAAUUAUACACCUGCUGAUCCAACAUUAAAAAUUGGUACUAUAUCAACAUCUAGUUAUCAAGAAUGUGGAAAACGUUGUCGGGUAACAACAUUAUGUCGUACGGCUGUUUGGUGUCAAGGACAAUGUACAAUGUAUCAAGAAUAUAUUGCAUUUGGAAUACGUUUACCUAAUCUUAAUUGUAUGCUUAUUACAUUGUCCGGUAUUGCAUUCAAUGAAAUAGAACCAGUAGUAACCAUUGCUAAGAAUGUUAUUUACGAAGCAUCACAAUCAAAAUAUUAUGAACAAACAUACAUGGUUAACUCACUUGAUGAAUGUAUUCAAUUAUGUCGUCUCGAUUCUCAUUGUUUAACAGCAUCGUAUCAAUCAAGUACAAAUAAUUGUUCUUUAUUUGCUGAAUAUGUAUCACAAGGUCGUAAUUAUACCGAUUUUGAUUGGACAACAAUUGUUUUAGAUACAUGUGCUGGUCGAGAUCCACGUAUAUAUCCAUGUUUAAUUGAUGCAACACAAGCUCAUAGAAAAUUAUGUGAUUUAUUCUGGGAGAUUCAACCAAUUAAACUUGAUCCACAAAAAAUGUUCUAUGAACCUAAUGGUUAUACAGGUUGGUUAACAAAAUCAUCGGUUUAUUGGCCAAUGACAAUUAAUGGUGAAGGUGUAAUAUUACGUGCAUCAUAUGACAUAAAAAUAGUUGAUCCAGUAUUGAUUGAAUAUGAACUUGAAACAAUAAAUGAAAAAUAUUUUCAUAUUAAUAUUGAUGAACAUACACAAAUACCUAUUGCUUAUGUUGUUACGAAAUCAUUAAUAGAUAAUAAAAUUUAUCGAAUUCAUUUAAAAGAACAAAAAAUAACUGCAAAUAAUUUUCUUAAUAAUUUUCUAUUAGAACAACGUUGUCAAUGGUGUUAUUUUGCAACAGAUGGAUCUAAUAAUAUAUUUGUAUCUAUGGAUAAUAGUGAUUCAAUUGAACAAUAUGAUAAUAAUGGUAAAAAAGUGAAUUCAAUUUAUUUAUCAUCACCAACAGGUAUUAUUAUUCGUAAUCAUAAUAUAUGGAUAGUUAAUAAUUCACAAUUAAUUAUACUUGAUCGACAUUUAUUAUUGGAUCAAACAUAUACUUAUCGUAUUAAAAAUCAAUUUGAUCUUACUUCAUUCUAUAAUUUACCAAUAACAAAUCCUUUAAUUUUUUCUCAUGUUUUAACAUUUGUACCAUUUCAUCUGGAUGUUGAUAAUUAUGGACGUAUAUAUGUAACCGGUGCAUUAUUAGAUAUCUUGUCUGAUAAUAAUCGUUAUUCACCAGGCAAUAAUCCACAACUUUAUAUACUUACUGAUAGUGAACAAGAAAUACCAUCAUCAAUUUGUGCUGGACCAUGGGGAAUGUUUGGUGUAAAUGUUUAUCAUUCUAAACUUAAACUACGUAUGCUUACAUCGACAAAUGAUUUUAUCUUUCAUUUGUAUUCAAGUCCUUAA
Molecule: messenger RNA, 1566 nt
Organism: Rotaria sordida
Lineage: Eukaryota; Metazoa; Rotifera; Eurotatoria; Philodinida; Philodinidae
Source: the annotation of a GenBank genome assembly